Molecule: messenger RNA, 408 nt
Organism: Hepatospora eriocheir
Lineage: Eukaryota; Fungi; Microsporidia; Hepatosporidae
Source: the annotation of a GenBank genome assembly
AUGAGAAUGAACAAUAAGGAACUUGCCACUGAAAAUAACACUUUGAAAGAAAAAUUAACUCAAUCAAUCAAAGACAAUGAAGAGUUAAAGAAAUCAACUCUUAAAACUGAAUACUAUUGUCAAGUUUAUUAUUCUAAAUUAAUAUUGGCUAUAGAUGAAGGCAUCAAUUCAAUGGAAAAUAUGCUUAAGUCAUGUAAAGCUAUGAGAGAUAAAGUAAGUCAAUCUCAUAAUAUACUUAAGAAAAUAAACAGACACAAAAAACUUUAUAGUAAUGAAGAUAAUAAGAUAAAUUACUCAUAUGAUAAAUUAAAAAGCAUAUCUAAUGAUAAAUUUACCAAAGAUGAAUGUAAUGAAUUAAUAAAUACUUUUACGGUCUCAUUAGAACUCAUUAAUAAGAAAUUUAAGUAA